Messenger RNA from Esox lucius (northern pike), 4232 nucleotides. RefSeq names its product ras-related protein Ral-A. The record is from RefSeq and is a predicted model, not a curated record. NCBI's taxonomy places the organism in Eukaryota, Metazoa, Chordata, Actinopteri, Esociformes, Esocidae. The transcript has 6 exons. Gene Ontology annotation, biological process: regulation of exocytosis; Ras protein signal transduction. Bases 685 to 1305 code for a protein of 206 amino acids. Gene Ontology annotation, molecular function: GTPase activity; GDP binding; GTP binding. Gene Ontology annotation, cellular component: plasma membrane.
GAAAAAUGGGCUUGGGCGUGUUGAUGUAUAGCAAUAAUAGAAUUGUUUUUUUAGUGGAGUUCGCAGGAUUGAAGCUGUGAUUGAGCAGUAUACUGUCUAUCAUAUUUAGCAAGCCUGUCCCUCGCUAUACAAAUACAGUACUGUAGUCAUUUUUCACGAUCAACACCUGUCUGUGAGAAGUUGGUUCACAGCUUGGGACAUCGCGGUAAGCAUCAUCUCUUUGCCGGCUUGGCAAAGCACUCGAGUAGCUAGCUAGCUGAUCAGAUUUACAUCUGCUGCCUGGAUUGACAGAGGGACUUUCUAUCAAAGCCGACUUCUUGUGUUGUUUAAGCAUUAGGGGCAAAUUGCAAUACGAUCACCGUUCACCCCGUAAUAGCUGCUGUUGCACAGUGUUGUCUUUUAAACGUCCUCUGAUACUUUUUGUGAUCAGCUAACGUUAGCUAGCUUAUCCAGCUGAUGGACGCUAGCUAGCUAACGUCGUUAGCGGAGCCACCCAGUCAACGCGCAGCAAGUGUUCAUUUACCGUACACAGUACACGACACCUUCACUCUGGCGUGAUCAGACAACCCUGAAUGCUGGAGCUGCCCUUCACCCCUCUGAGUCUCACUAUCGACCAAAAACCACUCCGCUCGGUCUACCCCCAUUCUCCCUCUGCUUUCCUUGCCUCCGAGUGAGAGAGAGAUCAUGACAGCCAACAAGCCCAAGGGGCAGAACUCCCUGGCCCUCCACAAGGUCAUCAUGGUAGGGAGUGGAGGAGUGGGCAAGUCGGCGCUGACCCUGCAGUUCAUGUAUGACGAGUUCGUGGAGGACUACGAGCCCACCAAGGCGGACAGCUACAGGAAGAAGGUGGUGCUGGACGGGGAGGAGGUCCAGAUAGACAUCCUGGACACGGCGGGUCAGGAGGACUACGCAGCCAUCCGUGACAACUACUUCCGCAGUGGGGAGGGCUUCCUCUGUGUCUUCUCCAUCACCGAGGCGGAGUCCUUCACCGCAACCGCGGACUUCAGAGAACAGAUCCUGAGGGUGAAGGAGGACGAGAACGUGCCCUUCCUCCUGGUGGGCAACAAGUCUGACCUGGGGGACCGGCGGCAGGUGAGCAGCGAGGAGGCCAAGGCCCGGGGGGAGCAGUGGGCCGUCAGUUACGUGGAGACCUCCGCUAAGACCCGGGCCAAUGUGGACAAGGUAUUUUUUGACCUGAUGCGUGAGAUCAGGGCCAGGAAAAUGGAGGAUGGGAAAGAAAAAAACGGGAAGAAGAGGAGGAAAAGUCUGGCCAAGAGAAUCCGAGAACGGUGCUGUAUUUUGUAAAGGCUGAGUCAGUUCCUCCAACCUGCCUACUAAUCUGGGUUGUGUUCAUUCGGUACCAAAUGGAAGAAAAUGGACUAUCUGGAUGUGUCCAAUAACAAUCGCUCUAUUUUUUUUUCAUUCGCAAGGCAUUUUUUUUGUUAUCAGUGUGUUCUCUUUAUUGAACAGCAGUUGGGUUUCUCUCUUUGCAGUAAAGGGUAGUUUGUUAUCCAAUUAUAGUUAACACAAUGGAAGGACUAAAACUGAACGCCAACUAAGGAAUUUGAAAUGGAAGCUAUUUUACAAUUUUAACUUUGAAAAGUAAAAUCCGAUCCUAAGAUUAGCAAAUACUUACCGUUACUGCUAAGCACACUAAAACAUUCUUAGAGACAGAAAAAUGUUUUAAAAAAACUAUUCUGAGAUUUGCUACCGGCGAAGCAGUCACAGAAACAAUGCUAUUGGAACGCCCACACAUAUUUCCAGUGUAAAUAUCAUGCGAUGGUCAGUGCUGUUCUGUCAUGAGCCAAUUUCCAAUGCUGCUACACAUUCAGUGUCAAUGCCCGGGGGUCAACAGGUUAAGGUUUCAAUGUUGGUCAGAUGCACCGAACAACACAGCGUCAUCCUGCACAACGACACGCUUGUGACAUGGCACCCGACAACUACGCAGUGAGAGGGCAUGUGGGAUAUUGACAAAUACAAAAUGGACAACACUACAUACGGUUUCCAAACUCCCACAACACCCUGGGUUCAACCCGGUUGUGACCCCGGCGGGCGUCUCAUAGUUGGCCUGGGGAGGGUAGAACCAACAGAAUAUUCCUCAUGCUCCAUUGACUCCGUGUGGAGUCUUGACCAGGGGCUGUCUGUCGAUUUGGGCUUUUCCUCAGACACAUUUCUCACACUUCCUGGUCAAAUAAGUGAGGAGUGGGGUGAUGAGCAUCGCUGCAGCACGUGUCAGAGGUCUCGUAUCCCCACAGUCGACUCCCAAGCCCGUUGUGGGAGGUAAACACAGAUGUCGGCAGAAUGGCGUGUGACGAUGUGUGACAUCUGUCCAGACGUCGGUAGUUUUUGUGCAAGGAAACAUGGGAAUGUGAUCAAAUGACGAGAGGGAACCGAGUUGUGCAACACGACUAAGAAGCAGAGCUGGGAAAUCCACGGCCGAUCACACAGCACUUUGGACAGGCCAGCUGAUGGGCUUACAUGUUUACACUAUGACCUGUUUUACGGGAAACAUUCGGCCCUUUGUCCUGCAGAGUGAAAAGGCAUUUAACAGAUCAUUUCCACAGAGAAGAGAGCUUCACAGUCCCGGAUUUAAGCUGUGCCCAGGAAACUGGCCUAAUAUGUUUGCCUUCAGUUCAGAUUAUUUUGUCCGUGGUUACGUGAACUAAAGUGGUAAUUCACUGUGUCAAAGUUUAGUGAUGGAACCCAGUGGUUCUUUGUAAAGAAAUUACAGUGUAUCUCAUGAUGUUUAUCAGCCUGGUCUCACUGUGCCUGAGUAGCAACACAGGAGUUUCCAAUAAAUGUCCCUUAAAUAAACAGGUGAUAAGACCUGUAGCACAAUCUGUAGUGGUAAUGAAAGGUUUUUUAAGAUAAUGGUUUAAUAUUUUCCCUUACUAUGUGUUUCGAUACUAUAAAUGUAUGAAACAUACAUAGGAAAUGUAUUGUUUCAAUGCAGUUUCUUCCCAGCUGAUGUGAAAUACUGUCAAAUUUCUACCCUCCAUUUCCGUUAUGUAGCACAUCACAGCAACUUCUGUGUAGAUUUAUGACACUUGUAAAAUGUCAUUUUUACAUAUGUACAUCCAUUAGGCACUGUGUCAUCUUCAAUAUGAAACCAAUUCAAUCUGUCUUAUGGUUUGUUGAAGAUGUUCUCAGUCUACAGUGAUCUGACAGCGCAUUCAGAUUUCCUUUUCUAUGACUGAAAAACCUUAUUCUUGAAUGCAUCUAUAGCGCCUUUGACGAAAAGCUACAGGAAAGUGAUACUGAACCAAAAAAAAACGUCAUUUCAGUCUGUACUACAUUACAAAAAUACACACAAGUCAUGUACUUGAUGCUGGCCCUUUCAUUUCAUACAGGCUGGGUUUUUUUCCCUCCAUUUCAGCCCUCUUUACUUUGGAAAAAGAAAACGCGUUUCAGACAGAUUUGAUGUGAUCACAUGGAUCACCACGUUAAGGGAGGAUCUUCCACGGUUUGUUGUGAUGUACACUUCAGGUCAGGUGGCCAAAGCAAUUUAAAUAAUGAGGCAGAACUCGAUUCGUUUUCAGUCCUUACCUUGGAGACCUCCCCGACAUUUCACACUUUCAUUUUAGUCCCCAAGGAGAGGUUAAAAAAGACUUGCUGUAGUGCUUGGUUGGGAUUUACCUCUGAAUACUUCAGGGUUUCCUGAAAGAACACGCCCAAUCUGAAUGUGAAACUAUUGUGCAGAUUGCCCCUUGUAUAACAAUGAGUUUCCAUCUUGUUUGGAUAUACCACAGAGGACAAGCUUUUACCAAAUUACUGAAACAUUAUUGCAUGCGGAAAUAUAUUUUGCCACUAUUCUUUACUCAUUUUCAAUGUCUCUGCUCCUUUCCUCGCAUAACUAAACUUUAGUCUAGUUUUUUAUUUUGAUUCUGCUGAUUAAGUUGCAACACAUUUCUAUAACGGAAGCACAUGAGACAGAGGAACUUACCUGACGGCGUCCCUUAGAAAAGCUUGUUCGCAACAGUGGGGAGAUCUAAAACACUCCCUGGUCUAGUUGUGUCUCCCCAAAACCUCUGUUUGCCCAAAUUAACACGCCCCUGGGAUCCCAGCUAUUGUUGUGUGUGUGUGUGUAAUGCUUGGUACCUGGGAGCGAUGACGCUAUCAUGGAGUCAGCGCUGCCCACUGGUAGCAGAUGUUCCUUCCGCUCAUAUUUAACGUAACAGAAUUGUAAAUUGACAAAAAUAAAGAAAUAAAAUAGAAUUUUAAUAGAAUGUUAA